CUGCUCGGAGAGACGGGCCCCGCCGCUGACCUGGGAUUGCGCAGCGUCGGCGGCGUCAUCAACCCGCACCAGACCGAGUCCGUUGCCAUCGACUCCGACUUCCUGGACGCCCACGAGGCGGAGGAAUUCGGCUACUGCACCCAGUUCGUGAUCCACGGCCAAGAGCUCAACGUCGAUGAGUUGCGAAGCGGAUUUGCCGGCAUUGCCGAUUCCACGGUCAUCGUUGGCGGCGGACAGGCGGUUCGGAUCCACGUUCACACCGCCGAUCCCGGUUCGGCGCUGACCUACGGUGUCGGUUUCGGUGAACUGGAUGAGCUGAAAAUCGACAACAUGAGCCUACAGAACCGGGACUGGGCGGCCGGGCAUCGCGAGCGAGCGCGGCCCGCCGAAAUCCGCUCCGGCGUUUCGGUGAUCGCGGUCGCGUCAGGCCGGGGGCUCGCAGAUCUGUUCCAGGACGCGGGGUGCGCCGCCAUCAUCCCCGGCGGGCAGACGCUCAAUCCCAGCGCCAGCGAGAUCAUUGACGCCGCCAUGUCCGCCGGCACCACGGACGUGAUCGUGCUUCCCAAUAAUCACAACGUCAUUUUGACCGCCAAUCAGGCCGCGGAGGCCGAUACUGGCGAGAUCAGGCUGCACGUGCUGGCCACGCGCACCAUGCCGCAGGGAACCGGGGCGCUGCUGGGGUUCAAUCCCGAAGUUUCGGUGGACGACAACCUGGCCAACAUGGAAUCCGCGCGCGGCGCCGUGGAAACCCUGGAAGUUACUCAGGCAGUUCGGGACUCGGUGGUUGACGGCCGAGAGGUUCGGGAAGGCGAAUACAUGGCGAUCCUCGACGGGAAACUGGCCGCCCUCACCGCCACCCCUGAUGCCGCCGCCGCCUCGCAGUUCGACGACGGCGCGGUGACCGUGAUUGACUGCGGCACCGCCUCGGUCGGGCACAUGCUCCAGGUUAUCGCCGCCGCCGAGGACGCCGUCGCAGAGGACGCGACGCUGGAGUCAGUCGUGUCGGCUGCCGGAUCCCGGGCCGGCAAGGGCUACGGGUUUGCCAUGGUGGACACGCUGGAAUACCUGCAAAAAGGCGGCCGCAUCGGUAAAGCCCAGGCCUUCAUGGGUUCGCUGCUCAAGGUGAAACCCAUCCUCAAGGUGGCGGACGGCGAGGUGCUGCCCGUCGACCGGCCGCGCAACGUGCGUCGGGGUUUGCAGCGUCUGGAGGAAUUGGUGCGCGAACAGGGCCCGGUGUCCAAGCUGGCUGUGGCCUACACCACGGACGCCGGUCCGGCGGAGGAAAUGCGCAAUCGCCUCUCCGACCUGGCGGAUUCCGCAAACACCUACACGCUGCAGAUCGGUUCCGCCAUCGGAACCCACGUCGGUCCGGGCGCGGUGGCGGUGUCCACGCUGCCUUGA
Molecule: messenger RNA, 1401 nt
Organism: Geodia barretti
Lineage: Eukaryota; Metazoa; Porifera; Demospongiae; Tetractinellida; Geodiidae
Source: the annotation of a GenBank genome assembly